CGAUAGUCGACAUGACAUUGAGUUGACAUUUCGGAGUAUAAUUUUAGCAUUUCUAACGAUUUAGUUCUUAAUUUUAUUUUUUGCAAUUCAAACAGUGGAUGAUUGUUAUUAAUUAACUUGUAGCUCACGUGUCCACUAUCUACACACAACAAUAAUGCGACAAUUUCUGUGCAUUGACAACGAUUACAGCAGCUUCUAAGUGCAGCCAGCUGCUGUUGCUGCUGUGUGGGUGGGUGUCUGGGCGGCGGGCUGGUGGCCGUUGGGGGAGAACACUGAGACAUUGACAACAAUUACGCUUAGAGUAUCUCGUUGCAUACACGACAACUGACGCUCUUAGAGGUAAUUAUAAUAACGCGUGGAUAAGAAGGGGACGAUAAACCGAAAUGCGUUCUCGAAGCAAUUCUGGGGUUCGCCUCGACUACUAUCAGCGAAUUGUGCAUCGCUUAAUAUUGGCACAUCAGGAGCCAGUGACCGGUUUAUUUCCCGCCUCGAAUGUCAAUUCGCAUGCAUGGAUACGUGACAAUGUGUAUUGCAUUCUGGCCGUGUGGGGCCUGUCAAUGGCCUACAAGAAGAUCGCCGAUCAGGAUGAGGAUCGCGCCAAGUGCUAUGAGCUGGAGCAAAGCUGUGUCAAGCUGAUGCGUGGCCUGCUCAUGGCCAUGAUGAAUCAAAAAGAUAAAGUCGAGAAAUUCAAAAUGACCCAAAGCCCCUUCGAUUCGCUGCAUGCCAAGUACUCCAGUAAGAAUGGUCUGCCCGUUGUCGGAGACAACGAAUGGGGCCAUUUGCAAAUCGAUGCGGUAUCGCUAUACCUCUUGAUUCUGGCCCAAAUGACCGCCUCCGGUCUUCAGAUUGUUUUUUCGUUGGACGAGGUAUCGUUCAUACAAAAUCUGGUGUUCUACAUUGAGUCAGCUUACUCCAUACCAGACUAUGGUAUUUGGGAGCGCGGCGACAAGACCAAUCAUGGUGAGCCCGAACUGAACGCCAGCUCCAUCGGCAUGGCUAAGGCAGCAUUAGAGGCAAUGAACGAGCUGGAUUUGUUUGGAGCGCGCGGUGGACCUGCAAGUGUCAUACAUGUCCUUGCCGACGAGGCGCACAAGUGCCAAGCAGUGCUGCAGUCCAUGCUGCCUCGUGAGUCGAACAGUAAGGAGCUGGAUUCUGGUCUGCUGUGUGUCAUUGGCUUUCCAGCUUUUGCUGUUGACGAUGCCCAGCUAAUACACAAUACACGGGAUGCAAUAUUGUCGCGCUUGCAGGGAAAAUAUGGCUGCAAACGCUUCUUGCGCGACGGCUAUCGCACACCCAAGGAGGAUCCCUCGCGCCUCUAUUAUGAGCGCUGGGAACUGCGCAUGUUUGAGAACAUUGAAUGCGAAUGGCCGCUCUUCUAUUGUUAUCUGAUUCUGUUCCAUGCAUUUCAAAAUGAUAAGGCUUUGGUGCAGGAGUAUGCGAAUCGGUUGGAGAAGAUAAUGGUGCGCUCAGAAGAUGGUACAUUGCUGAUACCUGAAAGCUAUGCUGUGCCGCAGGAUUUGGUGGGCUUCGAAUACCAGAAGCCCGGCUCGCAGGAGCGCGUAGUUGUUGGCCGUUGUCCCUUCCUAUGGGGCCAGUCGCUGUUUAUUCUAGGUCGCCUCUUGCAGGAGGGCUUUCUGGCUGUGGGUGAGCUGGACCCGUUGAAUCGUCGCCUGGGCGCCCAAAAAAAGCCAGAUGUUGUCGUUCAAGUGGUCAUCAUAGCCGAGGACAACGAGAUUCGCGACAAGCUGGCCGAGCACGAUCUGCAUGUGCAAACGAUUGCCGAUGUGGCACCCAUUGAGGUGCAGCCGGCACGAGUGCUCAGCCAUUUGUACACGUACUUGGGACGGAAUCGCAAGCUGGGCCUAAGUGGACGUAAAUCGCGCGAUGUCGGCAUAUUGAGCACCAGCAAAUUGUACUCUCUGAAGGAUCGCAUCUUUGCUUUCACUCCGCAGUUUGUCGACUUGUCGCGCUUCUAUAUCGCCUCCGAUAACGAGCUCAUGAUUGACAUCCUUAAAGGCGAGAUCAAUUUUCUCAAGUCCGCUUGGGAUCUGCUGGGUCGUCCCUUAGUAACGCUCGUGCUGAAGCGCAUCCACUUAGGUCGGUUCACCUUGCUUAAAUCCCAAUCCGUUUUAAUUUUCAUCUAGUAUUUAGCUGUACAAUUGUUAUACU
Messenger RNA from Drosophila navojoa, 2169 nucleotides. Its product is annotated as putative phosphorylase b kinase regulatory subunit alpha. Gene Ontology annotation, cellular component: phosphorylase kinase complex. Gene Ontology annotation, biological process: glycogen metabolic process. Lineage: Eukaryota; Metazoa; Arthropoda; Insecta; Diptera; Drosophilidae. Gene Ontology annotation, molecular function: calmodulin binding. The record is from RefSeq and is a predicted model, not a curated record.